AUGUCAGGCCUCUUCGGCUCAGCCAGCCCUGCUGGUUCUUCGGGCGACAUUUCAAAGGAUGUCGCCCUGUCUUCGCCGCCGGAUGAUAGUAUCUCUGAUCUCGCUUUUUCGAGUGCCAGCGAUCACCUUGCAGUGGCAUCUUGGGACAAGAAAGUCCGCAUUUAUGAAAUCAAUGAACAAGGACAAAGUGAAGGGAAGGCGUUAUUCGAGCAUCAAGCACCUGUGUUGAGUUGUUGUUGGUCACCCGAUGGAACUAAAGUUGUUGGUGCCGGUGUUGAUAAAGCCGCUCGUAUGCUCGAUCUCGCGGGCAACCUUAGCAACCCUAUUCAAGUCGCUGCGCAUGAAGCGCCCAUUCGAUGUUGCCGCAUGAUUUCGAACCCGGGAAACUCUAGCCAGCCACUGCUCAUCACCGGGUCGUGGGAUAAAACAGUCAAGUACUGGGAUCUGCGGCAGCAAACGCCCAUCGGAUCUCUCGAUUGUCAAGAACGGAUAUACACAAUCGACGUUAACAAUAAACUUCUGGUUAUUGGAACCGCAGAUCGAUAUAUCAAUAUUGUGAAUCUGGACCAGCCCACGAAAUUCUAUAAAACAAUGCAGUCUCCCCUAAAAUGGCAGACCAGAGUUGUCAGCUGCUUCGCAGAUGCCACCGGAUUUGCUGUUGGAAGUAUCGAAGGCCGAUGUGCGAUUCAGUACGUUGAAGAGAAGGACUCUGGCAAGAAUUUCAGCUUCAAAUGCCACCGCGAAAGCCCCCCGAACAACGUGAACCUCAGCAAUGUUUAUUCAGUGAAUGCCAUUUCUUUCCACCCAACACACGGCACUUUUAGUACGGCAGGCAGUGAUGGUACAUUCCACUACUGGGACAAGGAUGCCAAGCACAGGCUCAAGGGGUUCCCCAACGUUGGAGGAACCAUUUCCAGUACUGCUUUCAACCGUAAUGGAAAUAUCUUUGCCUAUGCUGUGAGCUAUGACUGGAGCAAGGGAUAUACCGCCAAUACGCAACAAACACCGAACAAGGUCAUGAUGCACCCCGUUGGCCCUGAAGAACUACGACCCCGUGCCGCCGCCAACCGUAGGACCAGAUGA
Messenger RNA from Uncinocarpus reesii 1704, 1083 nucleotides. Its product is annotated as Poly(A)+ RNA export protein. Gene Ontology annotation, molecular function: RNA binding; ubiquitin binding. The record is from RefSeq and is a predicted model, not a curated record. Gene Ontology annotation, biological process: RNA export from nucleus; transcription-dependent tethering of RNA polymerase II gene DNA at nuclear periphery. The transcript is spliced from 2 exons. Bases 1 to 1083 code for a protein of 360 amino acids. Gene Ontology annotation, cellular component: nuclear pore. Lineage: Eukaryota; Fungi; Ascomycota; Eurotiomycetes; Onygenales; Onygenaceae.